Bombyx mori (domestic silkworm) is the source of this 6639-nucleotide messenger RNA. Its product is annotated as ras-responsive element-binding protein 1. Gene Ontology annotation, cellular component: nucleus. Gene Ontology annotation, molecular function: RNA polymerase II cis-regulatory region sequence-specific DNA binding; DNA-binding transcription activator activity, RNA polymerase II-specific. The record is from RefSeq and is a predicted model, not a curated record. The transcript is spliced from 6 exons. Gene Ontology annotation, biological process: regulation of transcription by RNA polymerase II. Bases 488 to 4363 code for a protein of 1291 amino acids. NCBI's taxonomy places the organism in Eukaryota, Metazoa, Arthropoda, Insecta, Lepidoptera, Bombycidae.
CAGAAAGGCAUCUCCAUAUUAUCACCGACACUCUCAACAAUGAUCCACCUGAACUCGUCAGGACGAACGAAACGACGGGCGCUAGCUAUCUCGCUUGCUCACCUCGGGAGCGAGAUGCGCUCUCUCGUUCAGUCCGCGCGCUCGGCCGCCGUGCCACUCUCGACCAAUCACCGGCCAUCUUCUGCUCCCCCGAGAGCAGAGCGACAGUGCGUGCUCUCAUCACAAUCACAAGGAGACGGCAUCUCGCCGUGCGAGGUUGUCGUCAGCUCGAGAUGCGUUCACUCACGAGCGCACGCUUUUACAUAUUACACAAAAAUUGUGCAUUCAGUGUUGAAUAAGACUGUUGAAUUGUGUUCAAAAAAUAAAUUCAAGUGAUCUGUGAGAGACUAGAUAGUGAGAUCGGACUAUUAAAAUUUCUGGCAUACAGAGACUGAUAUCGCGAAAAUAAUCCACCAUUGGGCGCCGUCGAGGACUUCCAUCCCGGGCGAUGCAGGGUGCAGCCAACGCACCCGCGCCCCCCGCGGCUGAACCACCGUCUUCGCAACAAAUCAAAACAGAGGACAUCAGCGAGGCUAAAAUCGAAGCCGACGAGGAAAUGGAUAAAGUGAAAAUUGAACAACAGGAAAUGAGGAAUCGUACGACUAGUAUUGACAGCGACAACCGUUCGGAUAGGAGCGACGAUGAGGACGUCAGAAGGGCGCGAAAGCGGGCCGCGUCCACUUCUCCUUCCCCCAUCCCGAUGGACAAGAGGGUCGCUCGCUUCGACUGCCCGAAGUGCCGCCAGCGUUUCGAUUCGGUCAACGCUUUCGACAUUCACCGGUUCACAGCGCACGGAGAUGAUUCGAGAACGGGCCACAACGAGGUCAGUCUCGUCGACUACUCGACAAAGAAGAUUCCAGAAAUUAUACGUGCCAGGAACCACGUCUCAUCGACCGAACAACGAUACAAAUGUGACGUGUGCUCGAGGGAUCUCCCCAAUAUUCAAGUAUUUGAGAUUCACAGGAAAACAUGCACACCGAAUCGUGGCUUGAGUCCGAUACGCGACAGACGAGAAGAAUUCUUGGCUAAUCUAGAUCUGCGGACCAAAUCGUUCGGGAUUCCGGGCACGUUGACGCCGCCGAUGGAGAGAUUUACAUCGAAGUUCGAAGACGGGCAUCUCGCGACUAACGGUAUUAGACAUAUCGAUGCAGCUCGAGAUUUGGCAGAUAUUCAAUCGAUAUUGAACGUCACGUCUGCGGGGAGUCUUCUCGAGAGACUCACUGGUAACAGAGUAGCUUUAGAGAGCACUGUACUUACGCCUCCAGACACCGUCGUUAAAGAACGAGAGACUGAAGAGACACAGGAUAACUUUGCCGCUGAAUUCAGGAGGAUGAAGCUUCGGGGAGAGUUCCCUUGUCGCUUGUGUCCAGCUAAAUUUCCCAAUCUUAGAGCUUUAAAGGGCCAUAACAGAGUCCACUUAAGUGGAACAGGACCGGGCCCUUAUCAGUGCAACAUGUGUCCACACGCAUCUUUAGAUAAGGCGGCUCUAGUGAGACAUAUGAGGACACAUAACGGUGAUCGUCCAUAUGAGUGUGCGGUGUGUAAUUACGCGUUCACUACGAAAGCAAACUGCGAGAGACAUUUAAGAAACAGACACGCCAAAGUAACCCGUGAAGAUGUAAAACGCUCCAUCAUUUACCAUCCGUCCGAAGAUCCGAAUAACGACGAAGUCAACUCGAAGCUCGCACGCGAUGAAGUCAAGAGAUCUCUCGCGUUCCACACCCCAGAUAUGGAUAGGCGAAAUGAGAGCACCGGUCGCGUGACUCCGCUAACUCAUUUUACGCCUAGUUUCAUUGCCGAAAGACAUCCGGUCACAACACUUACAUCGAAAGCUUUACCGGAAGCGCCGCUUUUGCGCGAAUCAGACCGUCCCACGCCAAGGAUCAAAGUGAAAGGAAUCGGUCAGUUAAAUCAAAUCCCUGAAUUCAGAUCACCAGAACAAAAUUACAAAACCAAUGACGCUCAUUCCGAAACGUAUGAUGAAGAGGUCCCUGUUGACCUAAGCACGAGUGAUAAUAACAGUUGCGAUGUCCUUGAUCUUAGCAAAAAGAAACGCGAUGCCGACGAUGAACGCAAAACCCCUGUACGCCCUACAUUCGAACCAGAUCCUGCGUCCGUUGCUGCUUCGGCAUUAGAAAAAACGAGACUACUCUUAGCCCAGCAAAGAUUAUUUGAAACGUCGCUCCCAAAAAUUGACCCAGCUUACUAUGCUACUCAUCUAUCUCAAAUAUACGCUGGUGCGGUGCCAGGAAUUCCUGGGCUACCUCUGCCCCCGUCUUUUCCUUACUUUCUUCAACCCUCGUUUUUCCCCCACCCCUCUGACACACAAGAACUUGCAGAGAUAAAGCAACGUAUUCAAAAAGAAAUCAUCCGUGGGCUGAGUAUGUCCGGUGGAAGGCUUAUUCCAAAUGAACAAGAAACUGUUCCUAAAGAAGAACCCGAGGAAGAAGAAGUGAAGCCAAUUCCACAAAUGUCAUCGCCUGCGCUGUCGCCUCACCCAGAAUCUCCCCGACCCCUGAGCAAUAACCUCGUCCCUCAGACAGACUCCGUAAAGAUGGUCAUUAAAAAUGGGGUGCUUAUGCCAAAACAGAAACAAAGACGCUAUCGUACAGAAAGACCAUUUUCUUGCUCACAGUGCUCUGCUAGAUUCACGUUGAGAUCUAACAUGGAAAGGCAUGUAAAACAACAGCAUCCCCAACACUGGAGUGUCCGUAGACCCGCUCAAAGAGGCCCCCCACCUUACACCUCUACGGACGCUUUGGCCGAUCGCGUUAAAUUCGCCCUUUUGGCUCAUCACCUUGAACGACCACUGCAGUCAGAGAGAUCGCCGGCGCGACGAGACUCUGAUGAAGUCGCCGAUAAUGAAGAAGAUGAGGACGACGCCCUAAUAAUUGACGAGGAAACGGAUGUGGAAACCAAGUCCGAAGAACAUACUGCAGCCCGACAAGCAGCUGCCGAAAUACUGAUGGCUUCGCGACAACAAGAGAUCAAUAAAGACUUUGAUCUUAAAAUAGCAGGCAAUUUAAUUAAUAAACCAGUUCCCAUAGCAGAGAAAACAGAAUCUGGACCCGACCCUACACCAGGACAAGAUUUGCUGACCGUUCCAGUUGUACCCACACGCAGUGACGAGGAAGAAGACGAAGAAGGCCUGGUAGCUUCAACAAGCGAGGGAAAUAACUCGGGCAGCGACGAAAAUAAAUCUGAAUCUGAUGUCGCACAACCACCGAAAAAGAAAUCGGCGUACAGUCUCGCACCGAAUAGGGUCUCGUGCCCUUACUGCCAUAGAAAGUUCCCGUGGUCUUCGUCCCUCCGCCGUCACGUCCUCACUCACACGGGCCAGAAGCCGUUCAAGUGUCCCCACUGCCCUCUACUUUUCACUACCAAAUCGAAUUGUGACCGUCAUCUGCUAAGAAAACAUGGGGGGUCAGCGCGUGCCAUACUCGCCGAGCCCAUACCGGACACCGUGAUGGCUCCCCAGCCCGCGAAUGAGAACAGGAGUGUUCCAGAGAGGCCUUUCAAAUGUGCAUCAUGCCCAACCAGCACGUUCUCCUCUAUAGAAACUUUAAAGAAGCACAUGUCCUCUCGGCACGGGACCGACUCGCGGCCGAGCUCGCCAAACCUGGAGAUUAUUGACGACAACUCUGAGAUGGGCCUCGCUUUCAAGUGUCAUUUGUGCGAGGCGUCCUUCGGCGACAGAAGCGGGGCCCUCGCGCAUUUGGCAGCCACACAUGCGACUGAAUACGAACAGCUGGUGAAUAAGGGGGCGUUGGAUGCGGCCAGCGACAGGAGUGAAAGCGCUGACGAUGACGACAGGGGCAAGUUUCCCGAUCACGCUAAUCGAAAGGUGGUCUGCGCGUUUUGCGUCCGCCGGUUCUGGUCCGCUGAGGACCUGCGUCGCCACAUGAGGACGCACUCCGGCGAGAGGCCGUUCGCUUGUGACCUCUGCUGCAGAAGGUUCACCCUGAAGCACAGCAUGCUCCGUCACCGCAAGAAGCACAGGGAGGACCACACUGAUGACGAAGAGACUUCGCCUCCGAACACCCCAAUCGACAACGAAGCCAACGGGUAUCUGUACCGGGAGGACGCCGGAUCCGGACCGGAGACCCCGAGCAACGUGAACAACAACAACUCGCCGCCCUCCGGCCCCUACGAGAAGAAACUAAAACUCGACAUGGUAUCGAGGAAGUACUCAUCGGAGGCCGAAAUCGAAGGCGAAAACGGAAGCGACCUCAUCGGGAAGCUACUGGGAAUCCCCGACAAGACCAUCAACAAACUGCUCUCAUCGGCCGACGAGGCAGCAAAAAUACUCGGAGUCAACAAAUGAGAGUACGCUUUAGUCCUCGUGGCUCCAGCCAGGCUCGUCCUGGCGCCGCGAGGACUAGCACUCCCGGUACAACUUCGAGCGCAACGCUAAAUCGAUGCGACGCCAUCUAUCAACGAGUAGCGGAACUAUUCGCUUUGUAAAUACGCUUUCGGUGCCUUCAGCUGCCUUAUUCAAAAUCCGAAUGCCGUCCGGUAGUGUCUUAUUGUUAGAUUUGGGUGAAAAAACAAACGAAGAUUUAAUGUUUAGUGCCAGUUACAAGUACAUUUUUUAGUGUAUGACUAUUGUAGUUGUAAGUUUUACUCACGUAUUGUAUUUAGUGUUAGCCAGUUUUGUGAGCACACAUAUCUUUUGUAACGAGCAUUUCCAUCUAGUCGCGGCACGUAUAGAACGUAGUUCACCAUUACCUUUUCAAUUUUUACAUUUAAAAAAAAAUAUAGCUCAACUUCUAUUUUCUGUGGUCAUGAAAUGGUGAAAUUCGUUUUCAAACUCACCGGCACAUGUAGUAUAAAACAAACAGCCAAAUAAACCUUUUUUUUUUGUUUUCGCAAAUCCAAAAUUGUCUAGUCAAUAUUGAAACGAUUAAACUAAGCUAAUAUACCAAAAUAAGGAUUAGACUUUUUUUACAUUCAUAGUAUCCGGUCGGUCUUGUGUGACCAGCCUUCAACCAAUGAUAGCACUAAGUUUCGAUUUAGGAAAUUAAGCAUAAUCUUUUCGUAUCUUUCUUAAAGCCUUUUUUGCACUAUCUUUUUUUAUUUCAACUCUAUUAGUUCGUUCGUAAACUCAAAAAAUUAUUUUGCUCAAAUCCAUGGCAUUUCUAUUGACAAAGACUAUUAAUAUAAAUAUGUUUUAAUGUGUGUAAAGACUAAGAUCUCUUUAAAAUAAGUGUACAUUUUUAUUUUUUUUAUUUUUUUAAACGAAUGAGUAUCCUCGGUGGACUAACGUUUACCAAAACGGGAAAGAUUAGUUUAAAGUAUUUUUUUUUUACUUUUAUUUACGAAUUAAAGAGUUUUAUUUAGAUUUUAUUUUUUUAAUGGUGCAACAUUUCGUUUAUGGGUUUAAAACUCUUUAGGGUAGCUUUAGUAUAGUCUCCCUGUAAUAUGGGAAAGAGAUCAUACGCUAGAAUAUACCUAAGUCCGAACAUGCUUUGUAUAUUAUGAGAAUGCUAAAUAUAUAUUAUACCAAAUAUAAAAAAAAAUAUUUAGCCGUGUUAAAUAUAAGAUAGCAUUAGUAAUAACAAUAAGCAAUAUAGGAUUACGUUAUUUGACAACGAAAUAAUUCUUUACAAUUAGAAUUUUAGUAGCUACUAAUAUUAGUCGAAAUAAAAAAAAUCUAUGGCUAUUAGAAAAAACGAUUUUCUGUAUUGAUUAAUAAUUUUUGUAUUGUGAUUUUUUUGUUUAUAUAUAUUCUAAGCACCUGUUUCGUACUAAUAGUAAUGUUAAUAGUAAUUGUUAAUUAAGUUUUUCAAAUGUGUAUUUCUAUUUCCUUGACACUUUUAGUCCAAUGCUUGAAUACUUAAAAAAAAAAUCUUCUCAUGCACGUAGCGACUGAGUGAGACAAACUAUUAUUAUAUUUUAUAGACAUACUAUAUAAUAAUAUAACACUUAGUGUUUUCUUCCUGUUCUAUUUUCAAUUAUUGUAAUUAAGUGCGAGCAGGACAGAGCUUAGUAAAUACUGAGUAAAGUUUAGAUCUCGGUUCUAAUUUCUAAAUAUAAAUAAAGUAUACCAAAGUAAGUUUAGUUAUCGAUUAUCAAUUUUGAUUCCUGCUUCAUGUCAAUUAUAGUUAAUGAAAUAUGAUUAUUAUGAAAUCGUAUUAAAUUAAUAUGUAGUGGUAAUUGCUAGCGAUUAUUAAUAUUUUAUGUGCACGGACCUUAAUAUAGAUGUGAAGUUGAUGAUAUCUUUUGAGAUGAAUAGUAGAAGUGUGUGUGAAUUUUAAAAAUUUAUUAAUUAUUACCAUAUUAUCUUAACUAGAAUAUUAUUGUUGAUAUAAUCUCGUACUUAAAUCGAAACAUUAAUAUAUAAGGAAUUUAGUGUUAAGUAUUUUGGCAACACCGCUUGGCCUUUCAAAUGUAGUAGUGUGUGUGUGUUUAAAAAUAUUACUAGAAUUUUAAGAUUUUAAUACAAUAUAUUUAAAAUGUCAUUUUUUUUUUUUUUCAAAUCUUUCAAUGUGUCCUUGAUAAUUCACAUUAUGCCUCUCUUACUAAAUGCAAUGUAAGUGUCGUUUUAAAAACGUUUUCUUUCUUGUGACAAAUAAAUAAAUAUUGUGUAUUAAAUAGAAA